This is a messenger RNA of Phytophthora sojae, 639 nucleotides long. RefSeq lists its product as hypothetical. The transcript is spliced from 3 exons. Lineage: Eukaryota; Oomycota; Peronosporomycetes; Peronosporales; Peronosporaceae. The coding region runs from base 1 to 639 and encodes 212 amino acids. The record is from RefSeq and is a predicted model, not a curated record.
AUGUUCGGUGUCAACAUGGGCUUCAUUGAUGAUGCCGUCAACAACGUGUUGGAAACCGUGGACGACAUCUCCGACAGCAUUCACGUGAAGGCACUACAGGACGGCUUACAGAAGGAGAAGACACGUCCAGAUCAGACGUUCAAGGCGCUACCUGACGGCUUACAACGAGAAGAAUCCCAGGAAGGCGGUCUCAUCAAGCUCCUGGCUUCGUUGGACGAUGGCCCGGGGGCCACAAAGUUCAAGGAAGAAGUGGUGACGAGCUGGCUGUCCAAUCCGGAUCACCCGAUAAACAUGCUCAAGCGUCUGAAACUUGACGAUGCUGGAGACGACCUCCUCGCCAGUCCGCUGUUGGAUGUUUGGACCCGGCACUUGAAGGCCUUCAACAAGGAGUACCCGUUCGCAGAGACGACGAUGAUCCAGACGCUCACCAAGAGCUACGGUGAUGAAAAGCUGGCGGCGAUUAUUCAAGCGGGCACGAAGGUCCCGAAGACAGAACAGUUGGCCAAGAACUUGCAGGUCGCUCAGUUCAAGCGUUGGAUGGGUGGAUUUCCGAACGCCGACAUCUGGCGCGCGUAUUGUAAAGCUUAUGGCAAGGAGUUUCCAGGGAAACUCUUCUCGUUCCGCCCUGAUAGAAAAUAG